Messenger RNA from Paraglomus brasilianum, 912 nucleotides. The record is from the annotation of a GenBank genome assembly. Lineage: Eukaryota; Fungi; Glomeromycota; Glomeromycetes; Paraglomerales; Paraglomeraceae.
AUGACAAAAUUCAUUCCAAAACUUGGCAAGCAGAAUACAAUAUUAAGAGGAUUGAUGAAUGGAUUGCCGAAAAGGAAAAAACUAAAAAUAAAAAUUGAAGAAGUAAAUUAUAUUAAUCUAGCAAGACUCAUGAAAAUUAAAGAAAAUAUUAUUAACAAAGAUGCCUUGAUAGCCCGAAUAAAAAAGGAUGUUGCGGAAGAUAAGAGGUUGGUAGGAAAAAUUGUAUCCCAAGUAAAGUCAGCCAAAAAAAAUCCCCAAACUCGAUUAAACAUCGAGGAAAAACAAUUACGAGCUCACUUGCAUGAGGAGAUAAAAAAUUUGAAAGUUCAUCGUUCCUUGCCGAGAAAAGCCCGUAAUCCCCAAACUGGUGGGGCUUUUCUGGCAGGAAAAAAAUUUAGUGAAAAAAAAGAGGCAAAUCAGGUUAAAACUGAACAAAAAACUGAGUUAGAAAAACAAUUACAACAGUUAAAAAGUCAGUUGCAAAGGGAAACUAAUCCAGCCAAUAAACAAGAACUAGAAAACAAAAUAAAUGAAACAAACCAACAAAUUAAGAACUUAGGAGGUUCAACUACCCCUCCAACUCCUAAUCAAAAUCCACCACCUAAAAAUCCGUUUAAAACAAGUCGACAACUCACGGUAAAGUGUAAUGGUGCAUCAGGAGGAAAAUGUGAAUAUAUUAACAUUGCCAAUUCCCAAGAGCGAGUUUUAAUUGACACCAAAAACAAGAUUUUUUAUUCUGAUGAUGCCCUGUAUAUAAAAGGCAAUCAAUAUGUUAUUACUUUCAAUGAAGAAGACGCGCAAAAAAAAGGAAACAAUUUCAUUUUUGAUGAAAACAACAAUAAAAUUAAACUUACCCUUGCUACACCUAUCCCUAAACCAGUCCCUAGCCAAAUAGAAAUUGAAGUUAAAUGA